Molecule: messenger RNA, 5469 nt
Organism: Colletotrichum siamense
Lineage: Eukaryota; Fungi; Ascomycota; Sordariomycetes; Glomerellales; Glomerellaceae
Exons: 2
Coding region: 1-5469 (1822 amino acids)
Source: RefSeq, a predicted model, not a curated record
AUGUCUCCUAAACCCCCCGACGAGAAAGAAACGGCCGACGCCGACGCCUCGAGCAAGCCCUCCACCCCAAAGAACGAAAACAAUGCGCCGUCAACUCCCCGCAAGGCUGCAGCGGCCGGUGCCGCCGCCGCCGCCGCCGCUCCGACGACACCGAAGAGCGCCCCGGCCCGCCCCCGCGCCAACACGACGAAGAAGCCGCCGGAGCCGCCGACACUUCUUGCCGACUUUCUCAGAGGGCGCCCGUCGCCGCAGAGGCUUGCGGCCGAGCGCAAGCGCAGGAUGAGUCUGGACGCCGUCAAGGCCGAGAUGAGAGCGGAGAUGCGUCAGGCGGCCGUGGCCAAGGUACAGCAGCCCGGCGGCGUCAGGGACCGGGUGAACAAAUGGCAAAAGGCGAACGCCGCCGCCAUGGCAUCAGGCGACCCCAUGGCCACCCCGAGCGAGCCCACAGAGAUCGCCUUCCCGAGCGAGACGGAGAGCGUCACGGAGGAGGAUCGCGUGCGAAUUAAGCUGCGGCAGAAGCGACGGUCAGCGCCAAAGAUUGAGGUCCACAACGAUGCGGCCGAAGAAAAGGAGGAGAGCGUGGAGGACCUCCCUAGCGGAGCAAAGGCACCCCCCAAGAAGCGGGUGGUCAGCGACGACCAUUGGAUGGCCAAGAAGAACAAGAAAAGCCCGCAACCCAAGAAAGACGCGAGCCCAAGCCCAAUACCAAAGGAUUUCGUGCAAAAAACACCAAUACAGGCACCGGUCGCCAGAAAGAUUCAGGACUGGGCCAUGAAGGUCGAGCUGCCGGAUCCGCCGUCGGUCAAACACAGGGCGUCCAAGUCGACGGGCUCGUUGGACGGCGGCAAGAUUCAGGAAAGACUUCGAGAGCUUCAGGAGAGGCAGGCGACGCCCAAGAAGCCAAAGGCAGACACCGACGGGAUCCGGGUUACGCCAAUACGGAAGAAGCUGGAAGAUGACGGCAUCCGGGUCAGACCGCUCAAGACGCCGUCGGAGGGGUCAGGAGCGCAGACGCCAAAGCCCACAAAGUCGAGAGAUCGCAGCCGCGGGGCGAGCUCGCGGAACGGGUCGGAUCACAUCGUGGUGGUUGAAGAGGAUGACGAAACGGAUAUGAUCCAGGUAAUCGAGGAGCUUGAAAGUCACCUUCGGACGCCGACAAGGAAACCGUCAAAGUCGAGAAAGACCAGCCACAAGAAGAAGCCGCCGCCAGCGUCCGAAAAGUCGUGGGUCAGCACCUCAGACUCUGCAAUCAAGCCGGGCCAGGACGAGUCGGAUCUUGCGCCGACGUCGGUCACGAGCGCACCGGGCGCGAAGCCGCUCGAGGAUAUCCCCUUUGGUUUCUCUGCGUUCAGCGAGCUGGACCUCCCGCUGGAGCGCGGCAAGACGAGGAAGAAGGCGCAGCGCAACAACAGCUUCAAGGCGGCAGACGUGCUGAAGAAGGUGGUCAACGAGGGCAAGAAGAUUCUGCACGACGCCGUCGAGCCCCCAAAACAGCCCGUCGCGAACCAGCCACCGAGUAUCGAGAAGUGGCUCAACGGGACGGUGGACCCGUUUGUGGACCAGCCCAAGGAGGAGCCCAAGAAAGCGUCCGAGAAGAAGCCUGAAGAGCAUCCCGAAAGUCGCAAACGGUCGGCCGAGCCGAAGAGGAGGUCAUCGGCCCAGACCAAGACUGAGCUCUCCGAGGCGACCGACCUUACCCAGACGACACAGACGACCGACACCACGCAGACGACGGAGACGACGCAGACAACAGACUCCACACAGACGUAUACAGAACUAUCUACCGAACUAUCGACCGAUCUAUCAACCGACCUCUCGACCGACCUGUCGACAGACUUGACUGCGUCGACGGAGAACGACGAGAACGUGGCCCCGACGGAGGGAAAGACGAAGGACAGCAAGCUCAAGGCGACGCCGACAUCCGCAGGGCUGCGGAGGAGGGUCGCCACAAGGGGAUCGAUUUCCCCCGUCAAGUCGGUGAAGAAGCCGUUCCGUGAGAUUCUGAAGGAAGCUUUCAGGGGAGAGUCAAGCGGCCACCAGACUCCCCCAACCAAGUACAUUAGCGAGGAGGAGAGACCCCAAGCCCAGGAGGAGCCCGACGAUUACGACGACGACGAGGAUGACUGGAGAACCCAACGCCGACGCUCCUCCGGCUCCGGCCGAUCAUACAGCGAACGCACGUACUCGGACGAGUCUUCGUACCGGGAGGACAGGUCGCCCACGCCACGACGGAAGCCGCCAACGACUGGCGUGCACGAAUUGUCCACCAUCCUCGGCUCUGCGGACACGUACAGCAACUACGAAUCCGACAUGACCUCCCAGCUAUCAGAAACUACCGUGACGCAGGGCACCGCGACAGACCUCACGCGGAGGAGUAGCAGCAGGUCAGGUCUCAAGAGGAGACUCACAAAGCAUUCCGAUCUCGUGUCGGUCCUGUCUCUGCCUGACGAUAGCCAAGUGCCCGGCAGCUACAAGAGCGUCAGGUCGCGGCCGAGCGUCAGGAAAGCCGCCAACCGCCAGAACACAGUCACCAACAACGAUCUGCUCAAGGAGUUCAUCGACGACGAGAACUUGUACCAGAGGGAGCUCAAGACGCUGGUGGACGGUGUGAUUCCCGUCCUGCUCUCGACCGUCCUCAACGACUCGGGCAGCACCGUCGGCCUCUUUGGCCCGGAAUCGCCCAGCCGCAAGGCGAACAACAUGUCAAAGUCGGUCGUCAAUAUGGGUGUCGCUCUGGAGAAGCUCAAAACCGCCCACAAGCGGGCGUCCCACACGGACAUCAACCGCCUGAUCUCGUGGCUGCAGGCAACCUCGCCCAUCUACGACAGCUACCUGGACUCGUGGCGACUGGGCUUCCAGGAUUUGAUCGUCAACCUGGCCCCCGCCGCCGAUCGCCUCGACGACGAGGAUUCUCUCAUCAAUGCGCUCCCGCGCAACGCCGACGGCGACGUCGUUAACGAAGACGGAGAACGAGUCGACGUUGCGCACCUGCUGAAGCGCCCCCUUCUUCGCGUGCGGACUUUGGCGAAGUUGACAAAGGGCCUCCACGCCGCCUUCGGCUCGUAUGACACUCUCGCGCUGGUGGGCGACUAUGACGCGCUGCAAGACAAGGUCCGCCGCCGGCACAAGGAAGAGUCGGCCCGCCUGGCGGACGAGGAUGCCAUCAACACGGACACGACCAGGAUCCGCGACCUCCGCACCCUCGCACCCAUGGAGUCAAUCAAGAUCGAUCCCAAGCGGCAAGUCAACGCCAAGGACCUCUUCUCCCUCAGCCUGACGCACUCCAACGGCCAGCGACUCGAGUGCCAGGUUGAGCUCGUGCACCGCGAUCUCCCGGGUGCCCACAACGACAAGGGCGACCUCCUCAUCCGCGAGACCGGGUCGGGCCGCCGCACGUGGCUCCUCUUCCCCCCGAUGCCCAUGACGGUGAUCUCUGCGCGGCGGGGCGACGCACGAUUCGAGCUCGUCUUGAUGGUCCAGGGCACCCACAACGGCAGGCAGUGGUACGAGCUGCUCAGUCUCGUCACCGACAACGACGACCAGGUGGCGGACUGGCUCGGCAUCGUCGGAACCACGCCCGUGCCGCCAAAGGAGCGCCUCCCCGCUGUGGAAGAAGCCCCAGAGUCCCCAACCCGGAUGGACGUUCCAGUUGGUGGCCAGCUGUACGGUCGUGACUCCCCCGAGCCUCUCACGCCGAAACGGACAACUCCCAGCCGCCACCACAACCGAAGCACGCCCCCGCGCAGCCCGUCCCCCGAGCGAACGCCCACCCAAGAGUCCUACGAGGACCACAGGCAGAGGGCGCCCAACAGCACCCCCUACCGCGAAGACGGCGCCCCGCCGCCCCCGAUCCAUCGCUCGCUCAGUCCCAAGUCGCAGCAGCUGCUGCCCCCGGUCGACCUCCAGACUCCUCGCAUGAAGCGACGCGGCUCGUCGCCCCUGAAGCACGAGUACCUGCCGUCGGAAGAGUCGUCCGACACGGCUGAUUCAUUCACCGAGACGUCCGAGAGCGAGACGGAAUCAGACUGGGAGUCGUCCGAGGACGAGUUCGACGACGACAUUCCCGAGACCGAGAUCGGCUUCAGCAUUAGGGAGCCAGAGCCGCACCAGGAGGUUGAGCGUGAGCGUCCGGCGCCCAAGCCUUACCAUCUGGACAGAGAGCCCGAGCCGUACGAGGAGGCUGAGGAGGAGCAAUACCAGGAGGAGCCCGAGUCGGAACUGGGGCCGCUCCCUCGCACAUUCAACGACAACUUUGCCCAAGAGUCCAUGGUCUCCUCCGUGUGCAGCCUCACGCCGUCCAACUCCGCCUCCCAGGCCGGCCUUCACGGCCGCAAGACGUCCGAAAGCUACUCCAAGUACAUUGCGUCCAUCUCGUACUGGAACGAAAAGAAGGGCCAGUGGAGGGACAUCUCCGUCGAGCCCUGCUCCAUCCAGGUCGCGGCCGGCGUCAUCGAGGCCUUCUCCCUGGUCAUCAGCCCCGGCGGCAACCCCGACCUGCCUCUCCUCUCGCUCGAGCUCACCCCCCUCGUGCUCCUCCGCCAGUCCACCGUCGUCGAUCUCGAGAUUCGCUCGGCUGUCAAGGACAACUGCAAGAACAAGAGCAUCGGCGGCGGCAACUUCCGCUUCCGCUGCCCGUCCAGCACGGAAUGCUUCAACCUCUACAUGGCCGUCCACCACGCGCGCCUCAACAACCAGAAGUUCAUCCAGCUCGAGAACGAGGCGCGCUACAAGUCGUUUGGCGAGCGGCCGUCCGAGGAAAGCGAAGACACGAGCAGCCGCCGCCGCAACUGGUUCGGACGAAAGAACAGCUACCGCGCGUCGACCCGCGCCCCGUCCCAGUCCCAAGACGGCAGCACGCCCUCCUCGAGCCUCUCGGCCUCCAGCUUCCUCAAACGCCUCACCGGCACCGGCACGUUCAACAUUGCCAGGUCGUCCAUCGACAAGCAGCACGCCUUCUCCGGCAACAACAGCCUCUACACGUCCGACUCCUCCUCGUACGGCUACCCCCGCUCGCCGUCCAUCAGCAUGUACUCGUCCUCCGGCCGCAGCCCCCCGUCGUCCGACAACAUGAAGAUCCGCCUGCACCUGCUCGUCACCUCGACCAAGUGGGAGGACUACGGCAACUGCAUCCUGCAGGUCCGCCGCCCGCCCCCCGGCUGGCACCAGGACCUCCGCGCCAACCACGGCCUCGAGAAGCGCGUCACCGUCACGACGAUGCCCAAGAAGGACAAGCCCCGCAUCGUGCUCGACGCCGUCCUCGGCAGCGGCUGCUUCACCCCCAUGGGCAGCAGAGGCAUCGUGUGCGGCAUCUGGGAGGAGCUCCGCGACGAGCGCGGCGAGAUCGGCGUCGCUCCAAAGACCGGCGGCGCCUCCGGCUCCGUGAAGAAGUGGUGCUUCCAGUGCGCCAGCGUGUCGGAAGCCUCGUGGGUGCUCAGGCUCGUCCACCAGGAGGUGGAGCUGCGAGACUAA